Molecule: messenger RNA, 1102 nt
Organism: Coffea arabica (coffee)
Lineage: Eukaryota; Viridiplantae; Streptophyta; Magnoliopsida; Gentianales; Rubiaceae
Product: inactive disease susceptibility protein LOV1-like
Biological process (GO): defense response to other organism
Molecular function (GO): ADP binding
Source: RefSeq, a predicted model, not a curated record
AUAUCUUCCGGAGGGCCACAGCCAACUUAUGGGAUUUCUGGGCAAGUUUAAGUUGAACUUGUUCUGCAGGAAAUUGCGACUCAAGGGAUUGGACAAGCUUGAGAUCCUAGAAAACUUCUGUCCCCCGAUUUGCUCAUCUCAAGACAUAUCCACGUUGAGGAACCUUCGAGUACUAUCAGCCGAGGUGGUGUUAGAUGACUAUGAUGAGGGCUUUCCCACAGAAAUCCAAAGAUUAAUGUCAAACUCAGACCACGUGGGUUGCACAUCCCUAUGUAUUUACUCUUACAAAGAUUCAGCAGCCACUGCCGCCUCAAUCAAGAAGAAAGUGUCGGAUGUUGUUGGUCAGUGUUUCUCUCGUCGCAAUCUUCAAGGCUUAGAGGUAAGUUGUCCCAUGGACAAUUUUCCCGAGUACGAAGCCCAGUAUAUGUGUGCAAGCCUUCUUAAAUUAGAACUAACCAGACUCGAGAUAGAGGAAGAUCCCAUGGAGACAUUGGAAAGGCUUCCUAAUCUACGGUCACUUCACUUGAAAUAUAGAUCUUUUCUCGGCAAAGAAAUGAGGUGCAAGGCAAUGGGUUUUGGCCAACUUAGAUUCCUUCGUUUUGAAGAUCUACAGAACUUAGAGAAGUGGAAUGUUGAUGAAGGAGCCAUGCCCAACCUUUCGGUCUUGACGAUUGAAGAGUGCACAAAGCUGGAGAUGGUUCCGAAUGGAUUGAGAUACGUUAAAACUCUGAAAGAGUUGAACUUUGUGCGGAUGCCAAAGGAAUUCACAGAUAGGAUCCAAGCAGCAAAUGGUCAUGAAGAUUUUGACAAAGUCUCCCAUAUACCCACCAUUAGUGUCCGUAAUGUUUCAUUGUAACUGAGCAUGGUUGAUCAGUUAGGAUCAAUUUGACGAGCAGGAUUUAUUCACUGCUGGAAUGUGAUACUAUCAAACAUUUGCCAUUUUAGUACGAUAAAGUCGAGCCAAGUUGGACUUGUAUUAAUUAUGUGUCUUGGUGUACGAUCAAUUUUUUUUUUUUUCCCGUCAAAAGUCGAGUCUCCAGUUACUGUACUUGGACUUGUAUUAAUUAUGUGUCUCAUAACUAUGAUUUUCACUCAGCUUAUA